Linum trigynum is the source of this 2479-nucleotide messenger RNA. The record is from the annotation of a GenBank genome assembly. Lineage: Eukaryota; Viridiplantae; Streptophyta; Magnoliopsida; Malpighiales; Linaceae.
CAUAACGCUAAUCUCUGUGCGUAAUGCAAUCAGUGUUCGCUGAAUUCCAAACCUCUCCAUUCUCAUUUUCAGGUCCGCUGAUCUCUAACUGCGAACAAGAGAUCUCUCUCUGCGAAUUCCACUGCAGGUUGCAGCAACUCUCAAAAGUCAGCGGUUCUUUGCCGAUGAACAACCAGGUAACCCUUUCUUUCGGAAGAACUCCCAAUCGCCCCCUUCCUUGAGCAAUCCUUUCCUUCUGCGUUUUCUUUCCUCUGGUUAUCACUACCAGUCUCCGAACAAGAGUCCGCUACUCGCUAGAUCACGGCUUACUCUUUAUGCUUUUCCUCCAUUUCGAAUCGUUCUGUUCAUUUUAUGAAUUUUUUUUUCGACAAUUCCCUAGGCUGUUCAUUUGUGAAUUGGGAUUUCGGCAAUGUGUCUUCGAUUCAAUGAUCGAACCGUGAUUCAAUAGCUAUGAGUGUUCGCUGCUGAAGGGGUCCUUGAAAUUCCGGGACCGUGGCGUCAUUUCGUUUGAUGUCUAUGGCUAGCCCUUAGUUUUGAGAUUUUUAGACACUUGAUGCUUCUUAGGGUGGUGGUAAGAGAAAGUUCGUGGUGUUUUAGAUGGUUUCUUGCAGAUAUUUGGAUGAAAUUUAACGGUUGAGAUAUAAGUGAUGAAUGCAAAGUUUGAAUCUUGUACCUGUCUGGCCUUGUUCUGCUGCUGGGUUUUCGUUUCGAAACUAGCUUCUUCAAGGUCCUUCAUGAUCAAACUGAGGAAGAAAUGGCUGAAGGGUUUUUUGCUGAUGAUUGAGAUUGAUUUGGUAGCUAAGUUGCUAUGCUUAAUGAUAAGAAAUGUAUGUUGCUUUUCUUACUCAAAGUUGAAUUGAUUUAUUGGUGUGGCAUCCAUGAUGGAUAUCUUCACUCCCAGUCGGUUAAAUUCUGAAAUCCUUGGCUUCUCCAUGUAUAGUUUGAGCUAUUGAACUGAGCAGGCCAUGUGUUUUUGUUUCUUAAAACUCUCUCUCCCUUCCAGUUUUGGAGCUUAUAUUCUAUCAAGCAUGUUUUGCUGUCUGUUACUUCUCCUGAGUUUAAGUUUUGCAAGAAGUUGAUAGGAAUAUUUUUACUCGUUGAUUCAUUCCAGCUGGUGGUUGACAUGCAGAUAUUUCUUCUCAAUUCAACAUUGUAGCUGACAUACAAUGCCAAAUGAUGAAGUUCUGAAAACUGUUUUCCCUCUAUUGAAUGGCAUAGACCUUGCUUCUUGUAUGGCCGUAAGCAAACAAUGGAGAGAUAUUGCCCGGGAUGAUUAUUUCUGGAAAUGCCAGUGUGCAAAGAGAUGGCCAUCGAUUUGCAAAAGACCCAACCUUUCAACUACGUCCUACUACAGGCUAUAUCAGAGCUUCUACAAAAGGGCUCUGUUUUCGAGGAUGGAAUCAAACUCCCGCCCCAUAGAAUCUCCAGCGUCCUUAGAUAUCACCUGCAGGCUACAGAGUACAAGAUGAUGCUGGCGGUUGAGCCGACCUUCAAACUGCCAUUGAGUCAGCCUGUUAGUGUUUCAGUGCUCGUGGGGCGCAAGGACUCCAAUAAGGUUGCAUGCAUCAUUCACAAAGCUAUGUUUGAUUAUAUUGAUAGGUCUUCUUAUAGAGCAAUGGCAUUCGACGCCAUUGACAUUUCCCCCAUGUAUCGUUUCUUACCAAACAUCCGGGGAUGGAUCUCGCUGCUUUUCAUGGAAGGUGGAGAUGAGUGUGAAAUUGAUGUUUUUGGCAUUCAGAUGGAUUUCAAUGAUGUUGCCAACUCUAAGGACGAGGUAUUGUGGCUAUUGGACAUGCUUGAUUGGAAAUGAGCGGGACUGCAGAAACAAGAAUCCUUCCAACAUGUGGCAUGUUCGUACUCUGGAUCUUAAUUCUGAUUUCACCAAUGUGUCGGUAGUGUACAUUGGAGAUUUAGUCAUGACUGUGGAAUCAUCUGCAUAGAUUUAUUUGCAGGUCAUAUGAUUGUAAAUACCCUGUCUAUUUGAUUACACGCAUUUUAGGGGUAUCUUAGGAAUUAGGAUUAGCCAGCAACCAUUGUGCAGAACUGAAUAAAGAAGAAGCUAAAAUGAUUUGGAAGAUCUGUACUCUUAUUCUGGUUUUCUUAUAUACUCCUUGAAGGAAGUUGAAGUGGAGUUCUUUUCUUUUCUGCCCUGUUCUAUUAUUCCCAAGCAUUUGUGUUGUGUAUAUUUGCCGUCUGUCCGAAUACCUUCAACCAGCUAUCAUCAUUGUAUUCGGCAUUCGCUAUCAUCAUUGAGAGUCAAAUUUACCACACAGAUGACAGAAGUAUGAAAUGACACAUAAAACUCGAUUCUUUCAUUUCCAUCAAGUUGCUCAUCAGCAGUUCAAGUUUCUUCAGAAUUUCUCCAAUACUCGUUACGUUAAUUCCAGUAAAGGCGGAGUUAGAUUUCUAAUGUGACUCGAGUACUGGCUGUGGCAGAUUAGAGUUUAGUUUAUGAAAACAGUAAAAUGGAAAACAAUGG